GCCGUCGCGCUCACAUGAGCGGUGUCACAUGACGACGGCAGCGCGGGGCCGGCGGGUGCGCGGUGCUGCCCGGGCCGCCCGCGGCUCCCCUCGCUCUUCCUCCCUCCAUCCCUCCAUCCCUCCCUCUGCUUCCUUCUCCCAGCCCUGCACGGCCUCCGCCGCCGGCACGCCCCUGCGGUACAUUUUAAUUAUCAGUCAAGAUGGAUAUCCGAGGUGCUGUAGAUGCUGCUGUCCCAACAAACAUCAUUGCUGCCAAAGCUGCUGAAGUUCGGGCAAACAAAGUAAACUGGCAGUCAUAUCUCCAAGGUCAGAUGAUUUCAGGUGAAGACUGUGAAUUUAUUCAAAGAUUUGAACAGAAAAGAAAUCCAGAAGAAAAACAGGAGUUGUUGCAAACAGAAGGCAAUCAAUGUGCUAAAACAUUUAUAAACUUGAUGACUCAUAUCUCCAAGGAACAGACUGUUCAGUACAUUCUGACUAUGGUUGAUGAUAUGCUGCAAGAAAAUCAUCAGCGUGUUUCCAUCUUCUUUGAUUAUGCAAAACGUGGUAAAAACACUGCAUGGUCCUAUUUUCUGCCAAUGUUGAAUCGACAAGAUCUCUUCACUGUGCAUAUGGCAGCAAGAAUUAUUGCCAAACUGGCUGCUUGGGGGAGGGAGCUUAUGGAAGGCAGUGAUUUGAAUUACUAUUUCAACUGGAUUAAAACUCAGCUUAGUUCACAGAAACUACGUGGUACAGGGGGUUCUGUGGAUACAGGAGCAGUCUCCACAAGUGAUAGUUCCCAGUAUGUGCAAUGUGUUGCUGGAUGUCUGCAGCUGAUGCUCAGGGUCAAUGAAUACCGCUUUGCAUGGGUAGAAGCAGAUGGAGUAAAUUGCAUCAUGGGUGUCUUGAGCAACAAGUGCGGUUUUCAGCUCCAGUAUCAGAUGAUUUUCUGUGUGUGGCUGCUGGCAUUUAGCCCUCAAAUGUGUGAAUAUCUCCGUCGGUACAAUAUUGUCCCCGUGCUGUCGGAUAUUCUUCAGGAAUCUGUCAAAGAGAAAGUAACCAGGAUCAUCCUUGCAGCGUUUCGUAAUUUGUUAGAGAAAUCUACUGAGAGAGAAACUCGCCAAGAAUAUGCUCUUGCCAUGAUUCAGUGUAAGGUUUUAAAGCAGCUAGAGAAUUUGGAUCAGCAGAAAUAUGAUGAUGAAGACAUCAGUGAAGAUAUCAAAUUUCUACUGGACAAGCUUGGUGAGAGCGUGCAGGACCUUAGCUCCUUUGAUGAAUACAGCUCUGAGCUCAAGUCAGGAAGACUGGAAUGGAGUCCUGUGCACAAAUCUGAGAAGUUUUGGCGGGAGAAUGCUGUACGACUAAAUGAGAAGAAUUAUGAACUACUCAAAAUCCUGACAAAACUUCUGGAGGUUUCUGAUGAUCCACAGGUGCUGGCUGUAGCUGCUCAUGACGUGGGAGAAUAUGUACGACACUAUCCCCGUGGGAAACGAGUGAUUGAACAGCUUGGUGGUAAACAGCUGGUCAUGAACCACAUGCAUCACGAAGACCAGCAAGUUCGUUAUAAUGCACUACUGGCUGUGCAGAAGCUGAUGGUUCACAAUUGGGAAUACCUUGGGAAGCAGUUGCAAUCAGAACAACCUCAGACGGCCACAGCACGGAGCUAAACACUUCCAUCAGUUCAUGCAGUUCACGCUUACAACUACAGUGUGUUUGUCUUGAAAUGAAUACAAAAGAAAUUCUGAAAUCACAUGCUCUUUGUCUGCUACGGGUGCAUAAACAUUCCAGCUUUCCUCUAGUGUUGUUGGCUUCCUAAAAAUUUGUUUGUUCAACUAGUUCUGCUGAUUAUGCCUAUUAGCUUCUUGUUCUAUUCUGAAUGUAUAUGAAGAAAUGUGGCUAAUAUAUUCAAUUUGUUUUAUGUAUUUAUUCUCAUAAUAAAGACUAUUAUUAAAAGAUAUCCAUUCCAUAAUGGAUAUUAUAAUUAGCCUAGAAUAAUUGUUCUCUUCUUUUAGUGGGUUAGCAGUGUUGUCACUUUCCAAGAAAAGUAAGUUGUCCCCCUAUGUCUCAGACAAAUUAAUAAAGCUUUGACUUAGUAUUUCAUAGAAAGUGCAAUAGCCUAAGAAAUAUUGAUUAUCAAUACUAAAAUAUAUACCAAGUCUCAAAACAGUGUUAAUUGUAUAUAAAAGCAAAUGUACGGGUGGAGUUUUUUUGAGGGGUGGGAUAGUUCUCUUGUUAGAAACUACAUUAAAAAAUCUGGAAUUGAGAAGAGGAAAAGAAAAUGAGCAUUCCUCCAUCAGUGAAAACAUACCCUCAAGAUUAUUAGUCCAGCUGUAUAACACCAGUGGUUAAGGCUGUAGAUCAGAGAUCAAGUUGAGGGUGUCUUUUUUUUUUUUUUUUUUUUCAAAUGUGCACUACUAACUGCUGAAAUUGUAAUUUCAUGGAGUUUUUGGUAAUUGAAAAUACUUGUAUAUGUUAGGGUUCUGGUUUCAUUCCAAAAUCCAUUGUAUUUAUUUUAUAUUAAGCCAGAUAAUUUGGCUAUCAAUAUUUUCUGUGUUUUGUAGCUUCUGACAGUAUAAAAUAUGUAAUCAAUAAAUUUAAGCUGAUCUUGGCUUGGCA
This is a messenger RNA of Taeniopygia guttata (zebra finch), 2592 nucleotides long. It is a transcript of the gene ATP6V1H, whose product is annotated as ATPase H+ transporting V1 subunit H. Gene Ontology annotation, biological process: proton transmembrane transport. Lineage: Eukaryota; Metazoa; Chordata; Aves; Passeriformes; Estrildidae. The record is from RefSeq and is a predicted model, not a curated record. Gene Ontology annotation, cellular component: lysosomal membrane; vacuolar proton-transporting V-type ATPase, V1 domain. Gene Ontology annotation, molecular function: proton-transporting ATPase activity, rotational mechanism.